Molecule: messenger RNA, 1670 nt
Organism: Telopea speciosissima
Lineage: Eukaryota; Viridiplantae; Streptophyta; Magnoliopsida; Proteales; Proteaceae
Product: magnesium transporter MRS2-F-like
Exons: 5
Coding region: 246-1553 (435 amino acids)
Biological process (GO): magnesium ion transport; transmembrane transport
Cellular component (GO): membrane
Molecular function (GO): magnesium ion transmembrane transporter activity
Source: RefSeq, a predicted model, not a curated record
ACUGCGAGGUUUGGGCUGGGGGAGAAAAGAAAGAGAGAAUAGAGCCUUCUCGAGUUAUAAUUAUGGAAUUCAAUACAAAUAUGUGAAGUUUGCAGCUGGGGAAGAUUGUUUUCUAUUCUUGUCUUCUUCUCAUUAACUCUUACAAAGUCUUCAAAUCCUUCCGAUGACGAUGAGGCAGAAGAAGAUUCAGAUAAAGAAAUCCCUCUCUGCUCACAUCCUACAAACCCUAAACCUGCAUCUGAACGAUGUCGCUGAAACGCCCCACGACUGCUGCUACCCCACCACCGCCGAGGCGAAAAGGCGCCGGAAUCAGAGCUUGGCUCGUUGUGUCGAAUUGCGGAAAAUCUCAUGUGGAAGAGGUCGGGAAACACUCGAUCAUGAGGCGAACUGGGCUUCCAGCUCGUGAUAUGAGGAUUCUUGAUCCUGGGCUAUCGUAUCCAUCGACGAUUCUUGGGAGAGAGAGGGCUAUUGUUGUCAAUUUGGAGCAUAUCAAGGCGAUCAUCACUGCUUCUGAGGUUUUAGUGCUGAACUCCAAGGAUCCCUGGGUUGCUCCCUUCGUUCGCGAUCUUGAAUCUCGACUCUGCAAUUUCAGUGAGAAGGCAAGUGAGGGAAGGGACGGUGAUACUGCAAAAGAGGCUAAUGGGGGUUUGGGACCCAAAUCUCCUGAGCCUGAUCAGGAUUCUCCUUUGCUCCGUCAGUUCUCUCAGAGCCCUGAAAUAGGGAUGGUUGAAACGAACGAGAGUGGUAGUCCCAUGGCUUCAGGGGACAAUCAAUUGACGGGAGGUCCCAAGGCGUUACCUUUCGAAUUCCGAGUUCUUGAAAUUUGCCUUGAAUCUGCUUGCAGGAGCCUCGAAGCAGAGACCUCCACACUGGAGAAAGAGGCAUAUCCAGCUUUAGAUGAAUUGACCUCUAAAACCAGCACUUAUAAUCUGCAACGCGUUCGGCACAUAAAGAGUCGGCUAGUUGCAGUAUAUGGGCGUGUUCAGAAGGUGAGAGAUGAGCUUGAAAAUUUAUUGGAUGAUGAUAUGGACAUGGCAGAGAUGUAUUUGACUGAUAAACUCUCCCUUCUACAAUUUGAAGAAAGUGGCUUAAAAGAUGAAUUAGACAAAGAUUACAAUGACUUUGAAUUGGAUGAUGAAUGUGAUGAAGAGUCAGGGAGCGACAAAAGCAGCAGUGGAAAAGUUACUGGGUUUAAGCCAAAUAUUCAGGAGUUGGAGAUGCUGUUAGAAGCUUACUUUGUACAGAUAGGAGGAACCUUGAACAAAUUGUCAACUUUGAGGGAGUAUGUGGAUGACACUGAAGAUUAUAUCAAUAUCAUGCUGGAUGACAAACAGAAUCAGCUGCUGCAGAUGGGAGUCAUGUUGAGCACUGCAACUUUGCUAUUAACUGCAGGUGUUGUCAUUGUCGGUGUAUUUGGCAUGAACAUCAGAAUUCCUCUCUUUAAUACUGGAAUGCCACAGUUUGUGCAGACCAACAUUGGUGUCGUUGGAGGUAUUGUGAUUUUGUAUUUGUCAGCAUUCUACUGGGGUAAACAAAAGGGUCUGCUUGAUUAAUGAAAUUCUCCAGAGUGGUAAAAACCUCAUUCCUAGAAUGGUCUAUAAGAAAGAAUGUAGCCAUCGUGUGUGUAUAUGCCUGGAUUUUAUGGUUUGACAGUAGUUGUGCAACUUUUA